UCCGCACACCUCAUCAAAGAGUCAAUGUCAGCUGCUGUCGCUUUCAUUAACCUGAAAGCGCGUCGAAGGUGGCAUACAGUGAUUUCGAAUUGUUUGUGAUUAGGUCAUCAGCCGAAUCAUCUCUCGAGGGCCUGCAAAUUCAGCUAAAUGGCGAAGGUUAUGUGAUCGACGUGGCCCUCUCUGUUUAAAGAAAUUCGGAAAAUGGAGUUGCCCAGGGGACUCAUGCUUUUCAGCCUGGUGCUGAGCGUUGCCUCCGGCCCUGUCCCUGAGGCCGACGUAACCAUCCUUGCCAGGAUGGCCGAAGACAAACGAGUUUGCAGUUUUCCUCCCAGGGAAAUGCUUUUGGAUAAAAGCAAGAACGGCAUUCUCCGAUCCUGCAGAAUGGAUUUGGAAGAGGAUUUGAAAAACGCAAGCCAAACGCUGGAGUUUGCUGCCGACAACCCAACUUACCUGCUCUGCAUGGGAAUCUAUGAUCUCUCCAUUCACGUUUGCCAGUCCAAAAUUUCGUCAGAAGCCCUGCCCAACACCCCCGAGGCGUUCAAUAAACUCUUCACUGACGAUAUACGCGCUGAAAACUUCUGCACAGACAUCGCGAACAUUGAGCCAGUUGCUGCCUCGAGUAAUACAACUGCCAGAUGGGUCACGAUUUUGACUCAAAACCUGGCCACGGAGGCAGAAUGCACAAGAAUUUGCAAGCCAAAAAGCAACCACACCAAUCCUCUCUGUAAUAUCAUCGCCUGGGGAAGGAAUAUCUUAAAAAAGAGGGAAAGCAGCAAUCCCGUCGAAAAAGCUCCGUCUACUGCACUGAGAGAUGAAGAAUUGAUGCAAAACGGCGAGCCCAAGGAGGAAAGCGCCGAGCCCCCAACAAAAAGUGCUGAGACCUCGCCAAAAAGCGCGAGUCCUGCGAGCACCAGCAGCAAGACGUCAGCGGCGACCUCUCAAUCUGCUCUCUCCUCCUCAGCCGCUGGUGUAGCGGUUGGCAAGACGCCGUCCGCUUCGCCAAAGAACGCGGGUGCUGCAGCCAACGCGACUUCUGCUCAAAGCGUAUCCGCCACUGCGACAAAGGAUUCGAUCACGCAAGCUAGCGCGUCUCAACCCACUGCUGAAAAGACUACCAGCACAACCACAACAGGGAAGGAAACUGGUAACGCCGCUAGCAAGACCACUCCUGAUUACAACGAUGAGGUUGAAGAAGUUUACAACCCAGGAGAGGAGGACAAUAAAGAUAAGCCAGUAGGUGACACCGAAAUACCCGAUGACAAAGGAAAUAAUGAAGUAAAUGCUCAACUUGGCGGAUUGAUGGAACAAAGAGAGGGAAAUGUGGAUGAUCAGUCCAACUUUCCUUCCUAUUUCCUCACCUUGGUCAUCAUUUGUGUUGUUGGAUACUUAGUUUUCCACAACAAGCAAAAGAUUUUUGCUCUAGUAUUGGAGGGUCGCAGAGGUAGCAACGGAUCUCGGCGUCGGCCCAACUCAUCCAACUACAGAAAGCUGAACACAAACCUCGAAGAGGCAAUCACUUCUCCUGCACCACGAAGCACUAAUUCUCACGUUAUCUAUUGAAGGAAGACUGCCUUUUCUGCCAUGCCAUUUGCUUAAUUGGUACCCUCCACUGUGCUAUUUGUUUCGAGGUUUGUGUGUCUCUCCUCCUUUCGGCUUUUGAUAUUGUCGUUGGACACUAACUGUGAUUAGAAACUCACUUAGAUUUAUUUAUGAAUCCACUUCCUUGCUUACUUACUUUUGCAUUAUCGUUAUUAGGGAACCCCUAAUAAACAUGGAAUUUUUGGAAUUGAUACAAAAUAA
Messenger RNA from Cloeon dipterum, 1800 nucleotides. Its product is annotated as trans-Golgi network integral membrane protein 1-like. The coding region runs from base 202 to 1560 and encodes 452 amino acids. The record is from RefSeq and is a predicted model, not a curated record. The transcript has 7 exons. NCBI's taxonomy places the organism in Eukaryota, Metazoa, Arthropoda, Insecta, Ephemeroptera, Baetidae.